Molecule: messenger RNA, 1702 nt
Organism: Phodopus roborovskii (desert hamster)
Lineage: Eukaryota; Metazoa; Chordata; Mammalia; Rodentia; Cricetidae
Gene: Catsper3
Product: cation channel sperm associated 3
Exons: 10
Coding region: 20-1702 (560 amino acids)
Biological process (GO): monoatomic ion transport; transmembrane transport
Cellular component (GO): membrane
Molecular function (GO): monoatomic ion channel activity
Source: RefSeq, a predicted model, not a curated record
AAAACAGAAAACUUGGGAAAUGUCCCAAUACUUUCACCACAACCCCGUCAAAGUUGUGUCCAGUUCCCUGUUUGGCACUGCGUCAGAGGCACUGCAUGCAAGGUUCAAGAAAAUUAAGAGGAAGGAUGUUGAAUGCCGGGAGUUCUUCAGGAAAGUCUUAAAGAGCCCUUUGUUCCAGCUCCUCAUGAUCAGCAUCAUCACCUCUAACGCCUUUUUCAUGGUCUUGGGGACUGAUUACAACAUAAGGUACAAACUGUUCCGACUCUUUGAGGUCUCAGAGAUUCUCUUUGUCUCCAUUUAUACCUGUGAGUUCUUCAUGAAGGUCUAUGUGGACCCCACUAAAUACUGGAGGGAUGGCUAUAACCUACUGGAUGUGGCCAUUAUCCUUAUUAUCUUGAUACCCUAUACCCUCCGCAAGAUCAAGGGAAGACGCUACAGAUACCUCCACAUUGCUGAUGGCAUACAGUCUCUGCGAAUUCUCAAGCUUAUCUCCUACAGCAGAGGCAUCAGGACGCUCAUCACUGCCGUGGGGCAGACGGUCUACACGGUGGCCUCUGUGCUGACUCUCCUCUUCGUCCUCAUGUUCAUCUUCGCCAUCCUGGGAUUCUGCCUGUUUGGAAUCCCAGAGAAGGGUGACCUGAAUAACUGGGGGAACCUGGCUGCCGCCUUCUUCACUCUCUUCAGUCUGGCUACGGUUGAUGGCUGGACGAACCUGCAGGAACAGCUGGACAAACGCAAGUUUACUGUGAGCCGGGCAUUCACCAUCAUCUUUAUCUUGCUUGCUUCCUUCAUCUUCCUCAACAUGUUCGUGGGUGUGAUGAUCAUGCACACGGAGGACUCCAUCAAGAAGUUUCAGCGGGAGCUGAUGGUGGAGAGACACCUGACGCUUAUAGAGGAGAAGCAGAUGAUUCUCAGGCGCCAGCAAGAGGAGGUCAACAGACUGAUCAACACACAGAAAAGCGGUGGCAAGAACUUCACUGAGCUGGUGGAGGAAUUCAAGAAGACCCUACGGCACACGGACCCCAUGGUCCUGGAUGAAUUUGGCACUAGCCUCCCCUUCAUUGACGUCUACUUGUCUACCCUGGACAACCAGGACACUACUAUCAACAAGCUUCAGGAACUGUACUAUGAGAUUGUGAACGUGUUGUGUCUGAUGCUUGAAGACUUGCCCCAGGAGAAGUCGUCCCAUAGCUCGGAAAUCAUGAUGGACGCUGUAAACGGGCGGGCGCGGGCCGGAGAGCGGGUGUGCAAAGUGGGCGGGGGCCCUGGGGCUUCGGCCCCGCGCUCUCCUGGCUCGACACUGCCGACUGGCCACCGCCAGCUGCGGCUCUGCGGCCUGAAGCUUGUGGCCCCCAGCGCAGGGCUGCUGGGCUCUCCCCGGGGCCUUGGCUACUCCAGCGCGGGUGCCGGAUCCCGGGCAGACGCGGUCAUCCCCAGCCAGGCGCACGCUCCAGCAGCGAUCCUUGCCGCCCGCCCGCCGGGCCACACUCGGAGAGAGCCCCUGGCUUCUGGACCGGGUGGCAAUCCCAGGCUCUCCAGGCUCCCUACGUCCAGUUCACCGGCUCAGGCGCUCCAGCCCGGACGCAGGCGACCAGGCGUCUUCUCCCUGCGGCCUCGGCGCUGGCUUCCCCGGCCGCGUCCCCUCGGUGGAGUGGGCAGCUGGGACCCGUGGGGCCGAAUAUACCACCUGCGCCGCCGCUAG